GUGGAGAGCAUAACAGCUGGAAAGUCGAAGACGACAACCAGAAACGGGAGAAAACGACAGAAAACGGAUGGAGCGAUAGCAACGCAGUGCAUUUCAUAAAUGUUGAGCCAUUAAACCAUAUUAAUUAAACAAUUGUCGCUGUCGUAAUAAUCUAAAACAAAUACGAAAAAAUCGUGAAAAAAUGCACAGACGGUCGGUGCAUACAACAAUGUGGAGAAGUAUCGAAGCGUAAAAAUCAAAGGCGGCGCCAGCCACUCGAACACCAGCCAUCCAACCAACAACAACAACAAUAGCCACAAUAAUAAAUUGGAGAAAUCAAAAUAAAAGGCAGACAGACAGCAGCAGCUGCAGCUCCUGGAUUGCUCCGCCGAUUUUUUAUGUGUGUUGGCCAUACGCGAAACAGGGGAGCAGCAAUACAAUACAAUAGCAAAACACCGACAACAACAACAACAACAACAACAGCAACAACGACAACAUCAAGAACAACAAUAGCAACAACAAUCACCGCCUUAGCCUUAACCAUAGUGAACACAACAGAGCCGAACCGCAACGCACAGUGUCCCCAGCAAUAGGAAAACAUUAACGCACUAUUUGUCACCCGCAAAACAACAACAACAAAAUACAAUAAUAACAAAAUGUCAUCGCCGAGUGCUGGUAAGCGACGCAUGGACAAUGACGUCAUCAAGCUAAUUGAAUCAAAACACGAGGUGACCAUUUUGGGCGGCCUCAACGAGUUCCAUGUGAAAUUCUUUGGUCCGACAGGCACACCCUAUGAGGGCGGUGUAUGGAAGGUGCGCGUCUAUCUGCCCGAUAACUAUCCAUUUAAAUCGCCCAGCAUCGGGUUUGUCAAUAAGAUCUAUCAUCCCAAUAUUGACGAAUCAUCUGGCACCGUUUGCCUGGAUGUGAUCAAUCAGGCCUGGACAGCGCUGUACGAUCUAUCGAAUAUAUUCGAAUCGUUUCUGCCGCAAUUGCUCACAUAUCCAAAUCCCGUGGAUCCAUUAAAUCGGGACGCGGCCGCCCUGUACCUGCACGAGCCGGAAGAGUAUCAUCGCAAGGUCGCCGACUAUGUGCAGCGAUAUGCGACCGAGGAUGCGCUGCGGGCGGCGCAGCAGGAGCGUGAGAGCAGCGACAGCGAGUCGAGCAUGUCCGAUUAUAGUGAGGACGAAGCCAGAGAUAUGGAAUUAUAAUAUCGGUUUAACUAUAUAAUCCAAAUAACAAAAACAAUAGCAGCCGCGGCAAUAAUAGCAACAGCCUAAUGCCUCGAUUUGAUUAUCACAUACAAUCAGAUCGCCUCUACAUAUAUAAUUCAGAUAAAGCAACAAAACAACAAACCACACAACAAACAAUAUUAAGAUAGUUGUAUAUAUAUAUUUACAAUAUAAAUAUAUAUAUAUACACACCAUGCAUAUAUAAAGAACGUGAUUCGAUGGAGCGCAUAUCGCAACGAUAUGUUAAUGUGCGCGCACAUACUUAUAAAUAUGAUAUAUGAUCUAAUACACAUAUAUAUAUAUAUAUAUAUAUAUAUAUAUAUAUAUUAAUUAACGUAAGCUAAAAGUUUGAAACAAUUCUUAGUAAUUUAGCAAUUAUAGUAGCUUAUAAACAAACAAAAAUCGAGUAAAAAACAAAAUACACAAGCGAAAAACAAAGGAAAACAGACCGAAAGCAAGAAAUGAUAAUAAUUUUUGAACGAAAGCGCAGAGCAUUGAAAUCUAAAAGCAGUACAUAAACUAGAAAAAGAUAUAACACACACACACACACAUAACACACACACAUAAACACACGCUGACAUAUAACUAUAAAGUUAGUUGUAUAUACCCUAUAGAGUAUAUUCCAUAUAUCGUUUAACAACUGUUUUGUCAGCUGUUUAGCUGUAGGCACACUUUUGCCUAAACCACCCGUACACCCCACCCACGGCCACGCCCACUACCCACACCCACACCCCACACCCUAGCAUCCCCCGAUCCCACUUGACUAAGUAGCCUCGCCUUUGGGCUAUCCAUGCAAUCGGUGUACUAUCAGAAUUGGCCCCGCGCCAUCAACGAGAGCAAGUGCAAGAAGUUCAAAGCAAAUAAUUUUUAAUUUUUCGCUAACAAUUUAUUUUUAUUAUUUUUAAUUAUACAUCUUUCAAGCAGCUCUUAUUUCUACAUGUUACAUGCCUAAUAUAAUAUUAUUAUUAAGCUAAACAAGUUGUGUAUGUAAUCAUUUUUUUUUUUUUUAAUAUAUAUAUAUAUAUAUUUACAUAUAUACUAUAACUAGGUUGCCAAUUGAUUGUGUGUUAAAUCGUCUUAACUUUUGUGCGUUUCAAAAUAUAUACACAUAUAUUUAUUAAAAAAAAAAUGCAACGUCAACAAAUUUUUUUUGGUUUAAGCUAGCAAACAUUUCAUUUUCAAUAAUUGUGUCUUGUCUUUAAUCUCUAGAAGCUGUCGUUUUUUUUAUUUUUAUUAAGUUGUCAAGUCGCUGCGAUGGAACAGAACAGAAAGUAAAGUUAUUUAAGAGUUAAACAAAGAAACAAAAAAAAAAAAAACAAAUUUAAAGCGAAAAUUAAAAAUAAAUAUAAAAACGAAUCGUAAAGUUCGUAUAGAGUUGUGUAUUCUAGUUAACUUAGCAAGUUCAAUAAAAUAUAACAAUUUUGUAUAUAUACAAAUGUAUUUGGAGUCUAGAGAGUCUUUAUUCUUAGCUACAGCAGCCGAAGUUGCGACCUAACCUCAAAGUUUCGAGCUAACCUCAAAAUUUUGACCUAACCUCACAGUUUCGACCUAACCUCACCUGUUACGCACACCCCCCCCCCCCCCUCACGGCUUUAAGCAAUAAACCCAGCGCCAUAACAAAAACUACAGUUUGGGAAUACACAACUCUAAAACAUAUACAUACAUACAUAUACAUGUAUAUAUAGAUAUAUAUAACCAGAUCUGGCUCAGUUUGAGGACAGGGCUGCUUCCACUCUUGGAAGAUAGAACGGCUUAACAUCAACUCAUAUCCAACAUUCGAACCAUCAAAUCCUGGGGAAAUCGAAGUAAGUUUAUGAACGAUCUUGAAGGGUUAUCAAGUCGGGUUCAUAAUAGACUAAACCUAGGCGGUAAAUCUAGUAAAUCUAUUUACGAAGAAUUACCAGAAAGAAUGUUAUUGUAAAAUAAGCUGACAUGACGUAGGUUCGAGUAGGUUCAAAUUCAGAUAGGUUGCAAUGGAGAAAGGCUUGUUUUAUAUAUAUUAUUCAAUUCAUGGUAAUUCUAUGAAUAAACUUUUGAGUAAAAAUAAAGAUAAUCGGAAUAAUUGGUAGAUGGGUCAAUUCCACAAACCCAAAAUAUACAUCAAGGUAUUCUUUUCAAAUGCGCUUAAUCAACCAAUCCUCGGUUCCUGUUCGACAGACUUUGGUUCGAGGAAUAAAAGUCUGUUGAAUAGCAAACGAUGCUUGAUAUAGGAGUUCCCUUAGAUUCAGUCUUUAAUAAACCCGACUUGAUGUUCAAUCAAGAUCGUUUAUCAACUUACUUAGAUCUUUCUUAAAGUUGAUGGUUCGAAUGUUGGAUAUAGGUGGAUGUAAAGGCGUUCUCUCUUGGAAGUGGCGACAGAGCGUUGUUCUCAAACUAGCCCGGAUCUGGUACGAUCCGUACCCUCAAGGCGUCGCCUGUAAAGAGAUCUCUCCAUUUGACAGCACAGGAGAUAACAGAUUCAAAAGAUGUGAUCGAUUCAAUUGAAUCGAAAGUAAAGUUCUUUUUUGAAUAAGACUCGAAUCGUAUAAGAAGAUUAUAGCUUUUAUCCUACCGACCACAAACUGAGCUUAGUUCUAUUCCAAUUCAAAAUGCAGAGUUUUGUUUUUCAAAAAUGGAUUGACGAGAAAACUAAGACCAAAUGCUUUCAAAUUCUUAAUCUCCGUCGGAGCCACAUAAUCAAUUGUUCUGCUUGAUAAUUUCUAUAUAUUAUAUAUAUACAUAUAUAUAUAUUUAUAUUGUAUUUGUAGAACCCAGAGAAACACACACACACACACAUAUUAGGCUUGUUGGGGGGUGGGGCUAGGGGUAAAAUCAAAAAAAGUGUAGGUGACAACCCUGCAACAGUUUUUAAAAAAAAAUCAAAUCACGGUAACAAAAUGAAAAUGAAAUAUAAGUGAAAAGUAAAUCGUAAAACGUAAUUUUUAACGUACUAUUAUUAAUUAUGUAUUGUGCUAACAUUAACAAUAUUUUAUGCUUAAGUUUAACAAAGUGUUUAUGAAAUGAUUAUGUAAAAAUAAAUUGAAGAUUAAUACGAA
This is a messenger RNA of Drosophila montana, 4243 nucleotides long. RefSeq names its product ubiquitin conjugating enzyme E2H (gene UbcE2H). Lineage: Eukaryota; Metazoa; Arthropoda; Insecta; Diptera; Drosophilidae. Gene Ontology annotation, cellular component: nucleus. Gene Ontology annotation, biological process: protein polyubiquitination; ubiquitin-dependent protein catabolic process. The record is from RefSeq and is a predicted model, not a curated record. Bases 636 to 1187 code for a protein of 183 amino acids. Gene Ontology annotation, molecular function: ubiquitin conjugating enzyme activity. The transcript is spliced from 2 exons.